ACGAGACAGGUCGAUAGAACAGAUAGUGGGUACUGGCCAGAUAGAAAUUAGACCGCACGAAGUGUCAGUGUUGGGAGUAUAAUCUCGCAGCAAAGAAUACAACAGACACUAGAUACUGAUUCUGAGUGGUGUCAUGUGAAUGCUAGAACUUCUCAUGGGUUGUUGGAUACUACACAAGUGGAUGGUAUUGAGGAUAACCAUGAGAAUGUGAGUGUCAGACUCUCCUUGGUUUUCCACUUCAACAAAAGCUAUACGUACGUGAAUAUCUUUUGAAACUUAGUUUAGGGUUGAGGGUUAUCACGUAGCAUCUCUGACUAUCUGGCCAGUACCCACUAUCAGUUAAUAUUUCCUUUUUGCAAAAUCUCAUCCUCAAAGGAAAUAUUCUAGUGUCAAAUUAUAAUCUUUCCUACACUCAACUCAUCACUCUGCUAAUUCAACAACUACGAUUUAUCUAUUCUCGUUCAUGUACACUCGUAGAGCAAUGUAAUGUACGAACUGUAGAGAAAAGCUUACUGUUAAAAAUAUACUUCUUUGGGGUUCAUGUUCAUUCCUUUCUAACCCUUAUUCUAAAAACCCUUAACCUUAGAAAAGAAGAGGUCACCAGUUUUGAAUUUGAGGGCUUGAUUCUCAUUCCUCUAGGUUUCCCUCCUUCAUGUCAAUUUUGAGGUGUAUGAUUUCAAACUAUGAAACUUAUGACUCCAGAAUGGUUUGAUAAACAAGCAUUAGAAUGCCAUUGUUUUCAAGCUUUAAAAGAUGACUCUUAUAAGAGAAAUAAAAUAACAAAAGAGCGAAGAUACACCCAAAAGUACAUAAAGGAACAGUAGAUGUAUACGAAGAUUUUACUGAUUCUUUGGAAACAAUACACUUUGUGCAUAUUACACCAUUGUUCUGGCAUAUCUUUCAAUAUAAUUAUAAUUUUUUUUUAACAUAAAAAUAUGUUUUAGAAGUCAUUAAUGGAAAUUUUUGAAAAAAAUCAAUUCAAAAUUCCAAAGAUUAAGUUUCCUAUGAAGCCUGCUAUCAGUUUAGGAAAAUCACCAAUGGCCACUGCAGCAAUGGCAGGUGCAGCAGGUGCAGCUGUUGUGAUGUAUUAUACAGGUUGGGACAUACCUUGGGGAGUUUUCAAAGCACAAAGCUAUAAUGCAUUGGGUGAAGAAGACACAUCCGAUGAAGGGGAAGGUGAUCUCUUUGUUGGAGGGAUUGCACGCAAAAUUGGCAAACGGCGUGUUGUGGUUCCUAUUAUUGCACGAGCUCCAUCAACAUGGUUCGAGUCUUUAUCCACAAUAUCGGAGACAUUGCGGUUCACAUAUUCUGAAACACUUGGAAAAUGGCCCAUCGGGGACCUUGCAUUUGGAAUCAAUUACCUUUUGAAACAUCAGAGUCAUGAGCAUGUUGCAAAAGCCUUUGCAAUUGAUGGAUCCAAACAAAUAGAUGGACUCAACAUGUUAAGUGAGUUACGGGAAUAUUUGAGGGUGUUGAUUAUGUGUAUGCAUUUCUCCAAGAAGCCAUUUCCCUUAUUUUUGGAAGCUAUUGGUUUCAAUGUGGACCAAGUUUUGCUUGAGGAAGGAAAAGCUGGAAUUUUGAAGCCAGCAUUUACGGUCCUCCUUGACCAUAAAAACAGCUGCAUUCUACUUCUAAUAAGAGGGACUCACAGUGUGAAAGACACAUUAACAUCAUUGACAGGUGCCGUGGUUCCAUUUCACCACACAAUACUUAAAAAAGAUGGAGUGAGCAAAUUGAUAUUAGGCUACGCACAUUGUGGGAUGGUGGCUGCUGCACGUUGGAUUGCCACAUCAGCAUCCCAAAAAAUAUCCAAAGCCUUCAAAGAUCAUCCUUCUUACCAACUCAAGAUUGUAGGCCAUUCUCUAGGAGGUGGAACUGCAGCAUUAUUAUCAUACAUUUUAAGAGAACAAAAUAUUUGUUCAUCAAUCUGUUGCAUCUGUUUUGGACCUGCUGCAUGCAUGACAAAAGAAUUGGCCGAGUCUGGAAGUGAAUUUGUGAUAACCAUCAUCAACGAAUGUGAUCUUGUGCCAUGCUUUUCAAGUGGAUCACUUGAUGAUCUUAGGGCUGAGGUCACUGCAUCACCAUGGGCACAUGACUUCCGUGAACAAAUCAAACAAACACGGAUCCUGAGGACAAUGUUUCGGUCAGCAUCGGCAUUACGGUGCCGGCUCCAAACCUUUGCGGGCAUUUCACAAGCUUCUACUUCAGGAUCAUCAUCUGUGAUGGUUUCAAGGGCAUGUCAAACUGGAGCUCCUGGAUUUGGUGCAAUAUGGAGACCUGUUUCUAAUGGUACUUGGUGCAUGAUGAAACAAGCUAUAGCGGCUGUUAGAACACCAUCAUUGAUGAAUUGGGUUUUCACAAAACGUAAGCAUUGCAACAUGGAUGUUGUGGCUUCAUCGACUCAAGUCUCCGAUAUUCCUACAAACACAUGCAAUUCCUCUAACAAUGUUGGUGUAUUAGAACCUCAUGAUAAGAACACUCUCUUCUCAAAACCAACAUUAUUAGAUGACACAAUGAAGCUAUUGCCAUCUGCUUCUUCUUCAAACCAACAUGAGAGUGUUGACAAAACAUCAAAUGAAUGUACAAGUUUGAAUGAAUCAAAUGACUUGAUGGAGGAGACUGCAACAAACCUCCCUCAACUAUCAAAUGCAACUGGAGACAUAAAUGACACAAUUGCACAAUUAGAGGUUCAAGAUGAAUUAGACCAAGUUGAAGAACCAACGAGUCCAAACUCACGAAUUGAGGGAAUUGGUGAAGAUUUGUUGUGGCAUCAAGUAGCUCAAGAGCUUGAACGUCAACAAUACAUUGCCAAAGUGGAAACUCAAUGUGUCCAUGAAGAAGAAGCUGAAAUUGCUAAGGAGAUCAUCAAAGAAGAAGAAAAUGUGAUCUCCAAUGUAACCAAUGAAAUUGAAAAAGAGGAAACCAAACCAGCUGUUCAAAUUGAUAAUAUGAGGCACUUCUAUCCACCUGGUCAAAUCAUACAUAUGGUUGUUCAAGGGCCAAUCAAAUUGGAUAAUCAAGAGGGGAAUUGCUCAAAUUUGCAACAAAAAGAGAUAGGUCUUUAUUUGACCCAACGGAGCGUAUACAAAAAAAUCCGUUUAUCACGGACAAUGGUUCAUGAUCACUAUAUGCCAACAUACAAGUAUGUAAUAGAAUCAAUCAUUGAACAUUGUGCCAAAAAAUCAAUAGAAUAAUCAACACCGAUCUCCACUUUGAGCAUCUUCUUUUCAAAGUUUACAAUAAAUACAUAAUUAGAGUGAAAUGCAUCACAGUUGUUUGUUUUGUUUAAUCUUUAAAUCAUGUGUAUUCAAAAGGUUAGAUAUGAAUAACAUCCAACUUCUAUUUUUGAAAGAUUAAUCUAAUUCUACUGAUAGUGAUCUAAUGUGUUAAGAAAAAAAUAUGAAGUACAUAUCAUGCAAUGAAAAUUGAUGUUUUUUGCAGCA
Physcomitrium patens is the source of this 3443-nucleotide messenger RNA. Lineage: Eukaryota; Viridiplantae; Streptophyta; Bryopsida; Funariales; Funariaceae. The record is from RefSeq and is a predicted model, not a curated record.